Molecule: messenger RNA, 464 nt
Organism: Syngnathoides biaculeatus (alligator pipefish)
Lineage: Eukaryota; Metazoa; Chordata; Actinopteri; Syngnathiformes; Syngnathidae
Product: autotransporter adhesin UpaG-like
Exons: 1
Coding region: 214-462 (82 amino acids)
Source: RefSeq, a predicted model, not a curated record
UACAAUUAACCCCCUGUCCUUGCAGCCUUUGUGCACACACUGAUCUUCCAGGUCCUUUUGUGUCCCCUGUCCCCUUCCCUCCCCCUCAGAUGAUUGCAGCUAUUUAGGGCUGCGGCAGUUUUAGUUUAGCUCCGGAUCGGAAGCGUCGCAAAAUAAGGUCGACGGGCAUGCCGCGCGAUCGCUAGGAGUUGCCGGCCACCCGCUUCCGGGGCAAUGGGCAACACGAGCAUCACCGAGGGCAAGACCGCCCUGGCUGUGGGAAGCACAUCCAUUGCCAGGGGGAAGACCACCGUCGCCAUGGGGAACUCCUCCAUCUUCCGCGGAGUGACCACCACCUCCAUGGGAGACUCCACGAUCCAGAGGCAGAAGACCACCGUGGCUCUAGGACGGGCCAGCUUCAGCCGAGGGACCACCACCACCUCAUUCCGCAAAGCGCUCAUGCCCAAGCGCAGGAAUACCUAGAU